Molecule: messenger RNA, 766 nt
Organism: Corylus avellana
Lineage: Eukaryota; Viridiplantae; Streptophyta; Magnoliopsida; Fagales; Betulaceae
Gene: INH3
Product: inhibitor-3
Cellular component (GO): nucleus
Molecular function (GO): protein serine/threonine phosphatase inhibitor activity; protein phosphatase 1 binding
Source: RefSeq, a predicted model, not a curated record
CCGAAGCUCCUGGCAGCAUAUUCCCUCGUCAUCGUCGUUCUCAAAAGGCCUCUCCGACUUUCCCAAGCACAAACACAAACACAAACACAUCGACUCCACCAUGGCGAGACCCAUGAAUGCGACGGCCAGACAAAUCGCCUCCUCGUCCCCCACCGUCACCGUAACCCUAGAGAAUCCCGCUUCAUCGGCGUCCUCUCAACAGCCUCCACAACAGCAGCAACCGGAGACGCUGGUCCUCAAGCUCAACCGGAAGAAGAAGGUCACGUGGAAGGAGGGCACGGUGGACAACGAGUUUAUGCAGAAGAAGAGUUCCAAGAAGUGCUGCAUCUUCCACAAGGAGAAGCCCUUCGAAGACGACGACAGCGACCAAGACGGCGACGACCACCACCACGACGACCACAAUCACAAUCACAAUCACAAUCACGACGCCUCUUGUUCUAAGGACCACUGAUUGCUUUUCGUUCCCUCCUCGACCAUUUAGAACUCAGGUGGUGAUUAUGUUCUGAGAACAGCUAUUAUUAGAAGCAGUGGCUCCAAAUGCUGAAAUCAACCACAACAGUGAACAGAGUAACGGAGAAAAUCAAGAUUAGAAUUUUGGUUUGUGCAGAAAAAGCUUGCUCUUCUUUGUAACAGUUCUUGUCUUCAUAUAAGUUGGGACAGUUGUAUUGAUUCUUGAUCUUACUGACUUGGUCUAUGCCUUUGUUGUCUAUAACCCUCAUUAAUGGGUAAAACCAGUAACAAGCAUGAAUUGCUGUUGAUAUAUUCA